CUGCCACUAUCUAUAUUAACAGCUCGUGUCACUCCACGCUGACAAUAUUCCCAGUUUGCCAUGGAACUCCUCUCUCUACAGUCCUUCCUCCUCUUCCUCUUCCCCUCUAUCUACCUUUACUUCCACUUCUUCGCUUCGCCGAAGAAAUACAAACACACCGGCUUCAAAUACUACCCGAUUAUCGGAACCCUACCGGAAUUCCUAAAAAACCGCCACCGGUUUCUCGAAUGGACAACCGAAAUCCUCAUCAACUGCCCCACCAGCACCGCCAUCUUCAGCCGCCCAGUCAAAAUCCGUGGCAUCAUCACCGCCAACCCUGCCAACGUCGAGCACAUGCUGAAAACCAACUUCAAAAACUACCCGAAAGGCGAAAGGGUCAUAUCCCUCCUUCAAGGCUUUCUCGGCGGCGGAAUCUUCAACUCCGACGGCGAGCUCUGGAUGGUCCAGAGGAAGACCGCCAGCUACGCCUUCAGCACGAAAUCGCUCCGGAACUUCGUGAUGGAAAACGUUAGGUUUGAGAUUGGGUUGAGGCUAAUCCCGUGUUUGGACACAGCCGCUGAAACGGGACGUGGUUUGGACUUGCAAGACGUUUUGGAGCGCUUUGCGUUCGACAACGUUUGCAAGUUGGCUUUUAACGUCGACCCGAAUUGUCUCGCAAUCGGCGGAAAAUCUGAGUCCGCCGAUAUCGAUUCCAAUUCAGAUCAGUUCAUGCAGGCAUUUGAAGAAGCAGCCACGCUUAGUUCUGGGAGAUUUUUGUAUGCGCUUCGGAUUAUGCAACAGAUUAAGAGCUUUUUGAACGUUGGAUCAGAGAGGAGGCUAAAAGAUUCAAUAUCGACCGUCCAUAAUUUCGCGGAUAACAUAAUAAAGUCAAGAAUUAGCGACGAACGGUCGGAGGAUCGUCCCGAUUUGUUGUCCCUGUUUAUCGGUAUUCCCGAAAACAACAGCUCGCCCGAGUUUCUCCGCGAUAUCGUGAUAAGCAUCAUUCUGGCGGGCCGAGACACGACAUCAUCGGCUCUGACAUGGUUUUUCUGGCUCCUGUCGUCCAGACCUCACGUGGAGCGCGCCAUUUUAAAGGAGCUCGAAACGAUUCGGGUCCGAAACGGGAAACGUAUCGGCGAUAUUUACGAUUUGGACGAGCUCCGAGACAUGCACUAUUUGCACGCGGCGAUUUCUGAGGCGAUGCGGCUGUACCCUCCAGUACCGGUCGACACGAAGGCUUGUCUAAACGACGACGUCCUGCCGGACGGUACGUUCGUGGGGAAGGGAUGGUUCGUGACGUACCAUGCCUACGCAAUGGGGAGGAUGGAGAAGAUAUGGGGGAAGAACUGCCGUGAGUAUCUGCCGGAGCGGUGGCUGACGGAGGACGGCACGUGUCGGCAGGAGAAUGUUUUUCGGUAUCCGAUAUUUCAUGCCGGGCCAAGGAUGUGUCUCGGGAAGGAUUUGGCGUACAUUCAGAUGAAGUCGAUUGCUGCGUCCGUGAUGGAGGGGUUUGAGAUCGACGUUCAGGAUAGGGACACGUGUCCUGAGCACCUGUUGUCAUUGACUCUCAGGAUGAAAGGUGGACUGCCAGUGAGUGUGAGGAGGAGGAGAUGUGUUGCUGAUGAUCGUUGAUUAUGUGAUGUUUUAUUGGACAAAAUUAAUAAGAUCUUAAUUGCAUUUGUGUAAUUGAAAGUUUCACUGUGUUUCUAUUUUGUUGUCAAAAUUGAAAGUUUCACUGUGAUUACUACAUAAUAUGUAACCUAUUCAUCUACGUGAAGAGUCUUUUCGGUUUUCGAAAAAGUAAA
Malus domestica (apple) is the source of this 1784-nucleotide messenger RNA. RefSeq names its product cytochrome P450 CYP94D108-like. Lineage: Eukaryota; Viridiplantae; Streptophyta; Magnoliopsida; Rosales; Rosaceae. The record is from RefSeq and is a predicted model, not a curated record. Gene Ontology annotation, molecular function: oxidoreductase activity, acting on paired donors, with incorporation or reduction of molecular oxygen; heme binding; iron ion binding.